AUGUUUCUUAAAGAGCAACAUGUGAAUAAUGAAUCCUCUGUGACAGAGUUUCUACUCCUGGAAUUCUCAAACAUUAGGGAUUGGCAGAUUCUGUACUUCAUGGGAUUCCUUGCUUUUUACCUGACAGCAGUUGUAGGGAAUCUUCUCAUCAUCUCUGCAGUAGCCUCUGACCACCACCUGAACACCCCCAUGUACUUCUUUCUGAUGAAUUUGGCCAUGCAGGAUGUGGGUCAAGUGUCUGUCAUCUUUCCGAAAGCCAUGGCCAAUUCCCUCAUGAAUGGCAGACUCAUUUCUUACUCUGGGUGUGUGGCUCAAGUCCUCUUUUUCCUCUCCUUUGUAGCUUCUGAUGUAUUUCUUCUAACUGUCAUGGCUUAUGAUCGGUAUGUUGCAAUUUGCUACCCAUUACAAUAUCAGAGCUUGAUGAACAAACAGGUCUGCAUUCGAAUGAUUGCUACUGUAUGGAUCAGCAGCUUUGUCUGUGGAGUGCUGCACACUGGAGGCACCUUUGUAUCCCCCUUUUGCUCCAACAUUGUCAAUCAGUUUUUCUGUGAAAUCCCCCAUCUACUUAAGCUUGCCUGCUCCCACCUGAACCUGUUUGAAAUAGGAGUCAUUUCUUGCUUUGCUAGCAUUGGGUUAGGCUGCUGUAUUUUCAUUUUUGUGACUUACAUGCACAUCUUUACUGCAGUGCUGAGGAUCCCCUCUGUGCAGGGGAGGCAAAAAGUUUUCUCAACUUGCCUUCCCCAUCUCACUGUUUUCUUUGUAUUUGCAUCCACUGCAUAUUUAGCUUACCUCAAGCCCACCUCCAAUUCUACUUCACAUCUGGAUUUUGCAUUUACUUUGAUAUAUACCAUGCUCCCACCUAUGAUGAAUCCCAUAAUCUACAGCAUGAGAAACAAGGAGAUGAAACGUGCUCUGUCAAAAGUGUUUGUUUUGAGGUUCUCUUUUAGGAAUAUGAAUUUUUGCUUUGCAAAGGUGAAUUCUGCACAUCAGCUUAACUGA
Varanus komodoensis (Komodo dragon) is the source of this 999-nucleotide messenger RNA. Its product is annotated as olfactory receptor 14A16-like. The record is from RefSeq and is a predicted model, not a curated record. Bases 1 to 999 code for a protein of 332 amino acids. Gene Ontology annotation, molecular function: G protein-coupled receptor activity; olfactory receptor activity. Gene Ontology annotation, cellular component: membrane. Gene Ontology annotation, biological process: G protein-coupled receptor signaling pathway. Lineage: Eukaryota; Metazoa; Chordata; Lepidosauria; Squamata; Varanidae. The transcript has a single exon.